Argentina anserina (silverweed cinquefoil) is the source of this 1319-nucleotide messenger RNA. RefSeq lists its product as uncharacterized. The coding region runs from base 35 to 979 and encodes 314 amino acids. The record is from RefSeq and is a predicted model, not a curated record. The transcript is spliced from 9 exons. NCBI's taxonomy places the organism in Eukaryota, Viridiplantae, Streptophyta, Magnoliopsida, Rosales, Rosaceae.
UAUCAAAAUCAGAAGAGAAGAGAGCUGCCCAAAUAUGGAGACCCUUUUGAGGGUUGUUGUUUGCUCCUCAUUCCCAGCAGCUCCUCUGUUCCCUCAUCGCCCUCUUUCCAGUAGAAACCCAUCUGUCUCUGCCCUCAGAACAACCACCCCAGCUCCUUUGAGUGAGGUUGCGAAUGAGGACGUGCUGCAGACGUUCUUUAAGGAAAGACGGUUGAAUGGAGACUUUGUGUCGAGACUUUCUGACGUCUUUUGGCAGAAGGAGUUUAAUAAUUUAGUUGAUGAUGAUGAUGAUGAUGAUGAUCGAGUUGGUGAGAGUGAUGAGACCGCUUCUCAAAUACAUGCAGAAGAGCAGGUUGUGAAUGAUGCUGGUGGGUUUUUAAAACUGUCAGGAACCAAUGAAUGGGUAUUAGGUGAUAGCUCUGCACCUAUUAAUAAAAAAGCCAUUGCUAAGGCGAUGCGGAAUGACAGUGAAAGAAGGAAGAAACUAAACUAUCUUCAGUAUGAAGCUCUACAGAGGGAACUAUUGCUUUUGUCUAUUAGUAUUGGAACUGCUUGUACCGGAUAUUGUUUAAUAAUACUGUCAUUCCAGGGUGCUAUCAGUUACGCGACUGGAGUUCUAUUCAGUUGCUUGUACCUUAAACUCUUGUACCAGCAUGUAGACAAUGUAUCUCGAGAAGCAGUCCCUCAGAUUUUCAGGCAGAAGAAGUCUAAGAAAAUUGGAAUAAGAACUCAGGAUCUGGAGGAUUCUCUAGAGAAACUGAUAAAGGGCUGUGGUAUGGCUCUUUCAUCCCCAAGGCUUGUGUUACCAGCAGCAAUUUAUGGGUUGUGGAUCCUGUCUCAUCAAUAUAUUUCCAGUGAUCUCUUUGAUUUUCAGCUUGCGCCAGCCAUGGUUGGGUUGUUUGUUUAUAAAGCUGCUGCUCUUGUUCAAGUCUAUAGAGAUAACAAAGACCUGCGAUUGAUAUGGCCUGAUGACCUUUAGGACUCUCAGUAAUUUUUGGUAUCUAGUAGGAGUGUGCAGUACCAGCUUCUGGUUAGAUUUUACAAGAGCUGGGUGUGCCUCAGAACUUUUCCUCACACAGUUAUACAAUCAGCGACCCUUUGAGAACACCAGCAUUGCCUAUUUGCAUGUAUGCUUGAGAUAUCCGGAUGACUAAAUUGAUGUACCAUGGUCUGAGCUAGUUAAAUUCUGUAAUUAUACCAAGGCAUAUACCUAUAUACUAGACAGCAGAAUCUGGACUGGAGAAUUGGCUCCUGCCACAAUUGCAACUUUGAUCUGAUUGCUUUCUGUCCUACAAAAUUUGGAAAAUCUCAUCUAUGAA